Molecule: messenger RNA, 768 nt
Organism: Lampris incognitus (smalleye Pacific opah)
Lineage: Eukaryota; Metazoa; Chordata; Actinopteri; Lampriformes; Lampridae
Product: lateral signaling target protein 2 homolog
Exons: 6
Coding region: 1-768 (255 amino acids)
Cellular component (GO): early endosome membrane
Source: RefSeq, a predicted model, not a curated record
AUGUUCCAGCGGCCAGACCACCUUUUAUCUCAGUUCCACUGUGCUGAUGAGGAGCGACUCAGGGCUGCCGGUGAACUGGAGAUGCUGGGAGCCCAGAUGGAUGAUGGACACUGCCAUCAAAUGAUCCACCAGCUCCGCUCCUGCAAGGUCAGAGUCCUGGACAUCCUCAACCAGAUGAUGGAUGUCUGCAUCCCUGGGGAAAGGGCCUGCAGGGACUUCUGGAUAAAGUUCCCCGAAGAAGGCAGACAUGUCAGCCUGGGAGGAUCGCUGUGGUUCAGAGCAGAGUCUCUUGCAGCCUGCUCUGACCAGGAAGCAGAAAGAGAGGUGAUGCGGCACCUGGCUCAGGAUCUGGUGUCCUGUCUGGAUGAGGUUUGUCAGCUGGCACAUGAGCAGGCCCUGCGAGAUGCCACCGUCUACCCAGAGAUUCUCCGCAACGGCCUCCGCAGGCUCGACAGGCUAAUGGCCAAGUUUGAGUUCAGCUAUGUGUUGGCCAUGUUGCCUGAGAGGUGUUCCAGAUAUCGGGAUAUACACCAGGACUUGGUUCUACUGUUCAGUCAGACAGCCAGCAGGGCUCUAGACCAGGGCUACAUCAACCAGGCCAUGAUAAAGGAUUGUGAUCCUGCACUGAUGGUAACAGUCCCGAGACUGGCCAUAGUAUGUGGUCUGCUGCUUCUUCCAGAUGGAGCGCUGCAGCUUGACGGAGCAGCAGAAGACGUCUAUGAGCUCUUCAAACCUUUCCAUUCCCUGCUGAAGACCAUCAGGUGUUAA